Molecule: messenger RNA, 3213 nt
Organism: Pistacia vera
Lineage: Eukaryota; Viridiplantae; Streptophyta; Magnoliopsida; Sapindales; Anacardiaceae
Product: pentatricopeptide repeat-containing protein At4g33170-like
Exons: 1
Coding region: 174-3200 (1008 amino acids)
Biological process (GO): RNA modification
Molecular function (GO): protein binding; zinc ion binding; RNA binding
Source: RefSeq, a predicted model, not a curated record
UUUAGGAUGCAUUUAACCUAAGGGGUUGGUGUUUUAAUUUGAUAAUCGUUUUCUUGCGAUAUGAAAAUGAAAAAGCACCAUGAAUGGCAGUUAUGUAAAUCCAGUUCUACCAAAUGGUCCUCUUUUAAGCAAGUACCAGAAUUUUAAAAAUUUUGGAGGGAAAAACCCAAGAAAUGUACCUGCGAAUGCUGCGAUUUCAACCCAUUCUCAAACCCAAACCCACGCCCAUUUUCUUCUCCUCUCCAAGAACUUCGAACCACAAUCCCUUUCCUCAUCUUUUCUCUCUUCAAAAACACCAUCUUUCAUCUUCCUCCUCUUCCUCUCAAUGGUUCUCUCUUCUCCGCCAAGCAAUCUCCACCGCCGACUUGGCUCUUGGCAAGUCUAUUCACGCGCGCAUAUUGAAUUCUUUCCAGGACCCAGAUCGUUUUUUAACCAACAAUCUCAUUACAAUGUACGCCAAAUGCGGUUCACUUUUAUAUGCGCGCCGCAUGUUUGAUAUUAUGCCCGCCCGAGACCUCGUCAGCUGGAAUUCACUUCUGGCUGCAUAUGCUCAGUCCGGAGACCAUGACAUUGAGAACUUGAAAGAGGGUUUUCGUCUUUUUCGUGCUUUACGUGAGUCUAUUGUGCUGACUAGUCGGUUGACUCUGGCUCCUGUGUUGAAAUUAAGUUUGAUUUCCGGUUAUGUUUGGGCUUCUGAGGCGGUUCAUGGGUAUGCAGUGAAGAUUGGCUUGGAAUGGGAUGUGUUUAUUUCGGGGGCUCUUGUGAAUAUUUACUCGAAGUUUGGUAGAAUUAGGGAGGCCAGGCUUUUGUUUGAGGGCAUGCCAGAAAGAGAUGUUGUUUUAUGGAAUGUAAUGUUGAAAGCCUAUGUAGAAAUGGGUUUUGAAGAAGAAGUUUUUUGUCUCUUCUCAGAUUUUCUUAAGAGUGGGCUGCGUCCCGAUGAUGUGAGUGUUAAGUCUGUGCUGAGUGGGAUUUCUGAUAUUAGUUCUGAUACAGGCAGGAGAUACAAGGAGCAGGUUCAAGCUUAUGCAGUAAAGUUGUUUCUGUAUGAUGAUGAUUCAAAUGUGGUUUUGUGGAAUAAGACAUUGUCCGAACAUCUUCAAGUUGGUAAUAAUUGUGGUGCUGUUGAGUGCUUUGUGAAUAUGAUUAGAUCAAAUGUAGAGUAUGAUAGUGUUACAUUUGUAGUUGCUUUAGCAGCAGUUACAGGCAGUAAUAAUUUUGAUUUGGCGCAACAAAUCCAUAGUAUGGUUUUGAAAUCAGGUUUUAGUUCAUCAGUUUCAGUUGGAAAUAGUCUUGUCAACAUGUAUUCAAAAAUGGGCUACCUCUGGUUUUCUCAAAAAGUGUUCUCUGAUAUGAAUGAAUUGGAUUUAAUUUCGUGGAACUCAAUGAUAUCAAGCUAUGCUCAGAGAGGCUUGGAAAAGGAAUCAAUUAAUCUCUUUAAAGAUCUAUUGCAUAAUGGCUUGAUACCAGAUCAUUUCACUUUGGCAAGUGUUCUGAGGGCAUGUUCCUCACUGACAGAAGGCUUUUAUCUCAGUGAACAAAUUCAUGUCCAUGUGAUAAAAACUGGUAAUGUCACUGACACUUUUGUGUCAACUGCUCUUAUUGACGUUUAUUCAAGGAGUGGAAAAAUGAUGGAGGCAGAAGAAGUAUUUGAAAGAAAAGAUGAAUUUGAUUUGGCAACUUGGAAUGCAAUGAUGUUUGGGUAUAUAUUGAGUAAUGAUAGUCACAAAGCACUGAAACUCUUUUCUCUGAUGCAUGGAAGUGGGGAGAGAUCAGAUCAGAUAACAUUAGCAACUGCAGUGAAAGCUUGUGGCUGCUUGUUGGGGUUAAGACAAGGGAAGCAAAUUCAUGCUUAUGUGACAAAGUCUGGGUUUGACUCAGAUUUAUGUGUUAGCAGUGGUAUUCUAGAUAUGUCUGUCAAAUGUGGAGACAUGGUUGAUGCCCACUUAGUGUUCAAUGAUAUCCCUGCACCCGAUGAUGUCGCCUGGACAACUAUGAUAUUUGGUUGUGUUGAAAAUGGAGACGAAGAGCGUGCUCUUUCUAUAUACCAUCAGAUGAGGCUGUCUGGGGUCCUACCCGAUGAAUAUACAUUUGCUACCCUUGUCAAAGCCAGCUCUUGUCUGACAGCAAUAGAACAAGGGAGACAAAUUCAUGCAAAUGUGAUCAAGUUGGAUUGUGCUUUCGAUAUUUUUGUUGGGACUUCUCUUGUUGACAUGUAUGCCAAGUGUGGGAACAUAGAAGACGCAUAUCAAUCGUUUAAACAAAUGAAUGUGAGGAACAUUGUCUUGUGGAAUGCCAUGUUGGUGGGUUUAGCUCAACACGGAAAUGGUGAAGAAGCCCUUAAACUUUUUGAAGUCAUGAAAGCUAAUGUUGUUGAGCCUGAUGGAGUUACCUUUAUUGGUGUACUUUCUGCUUGUAGUCAUUCUGGUUUAGUUUCUGAGGCUUAUGAAUAUUUCCAUUCAAUGCAUGACAAAUAUGGUAUUGAGCCUGAGAUUGAGCAUUACUCUUGUCUGGUUGAUGCCCUGGGGCGUGCAGGACGCACUCAAGAGGCAGAGGAGCUUAUUGUGUCAAUGCCAUUUGAAGCUUCUGCAUCUAUGUACAGAGCCUUGCUCGGUGCUUGCAGGGUUAAGGGAGACACAGGAACUGGGAAACGGGUGGCAGAGCAGCUAUUGGCCUUGGAACCAACUGAUUCAGCAGCUUAUGUUCUGCUGUCCAAUAUCUAUGCUGCUGCCAACCAAUGGAAUGAUGUUACUGCUGCUCGAAAAACUAUGAAGAGGAAGAAUGUUAAAAAGGAUCCAGGUUUUAGUUGGAUAGAUGUCAAGAAUAAGAUUCAUUUGUUUGUAGUGGAUGAUAGGUCCCAUCCACAAGGUGAUUUGAUAUAUGAUAAGGUGGAGGUUCUGAUGAAAAGGAUUAAAGAAGAAGGAUAUAUCCCUGAUACGGACUUUGUGCUUCUUGACGUGGAAGAAGAAGAAAAAGAGCGUGCUCUCUAUUACCACAGCGAGAAAUUAGCAAUAGCUUUUGGACUCAUAGGCACUCCUCCAUCAACCACCAUUCGAGUAAUAAAGAAUCUUCGUGUUUGUGGAGAUUGCCAUAACGCAAUAAAAUACAUAUCUAAAGUGUCAGAACGAGAAAUUGUAUUGAGAGAUGCAAAUCGCUUCCACCAUUUCAGGGAAGGAAUCUGCUCUUGUGGUGAUUACUGGUAAUGUCAGAAUUGAA